Messenger RNA from Knipowitschia caucasica, 666 nucleotides. The record is from the annotation of a GenBank genome assembly. Lineage: Eukaryota; Metazoa; Chordata; Actinopteri; Gobiiformes; Gobiidae.
AUGCAGGGAGGUCUGUUCUGCAGGACCAAAGUUAGGCCUCGUCUAAUUAGUCCAGCCGCUCUGAUGACAAACACGAGAGGAGACUGUCCCAGGAGGAGAGUGUCCGUGGAGUUCUCUAAUGGUGCAGAGACCUUCUGUCCCACGGCUCUGUCCCCACGGCCGCGCCUCAGGCCUCACUGCAGCCAUCUGCCAGUGGGGGGUGUUUGGACCACGCAGCAUGACCUGGCUGCCAGGGGAGGAUCCAGGGAGGGGCCCCGGGCCACAGGCCUCCUCCUCGCCCAUGCCCAGCAGGCCAAUCAAGCCCUAUCUGAGUGGCACGCAGCCUGGGACCAGGGGAGGGGGGAUGGGGGCAUGCAGGCCGCGGCCCCAUGUGGACCUCCUGUCCCUCUGAAGGGCUCCCCUAUCUGGCACGUCAGAGGUGAGAGAGCCACAUCAACAACAACAACAGCCACACAGCAGCAGCUGGAGAGAAGCCUGACCGGGACUCCCAGAGGCCUGAGCAGCCUGACCGGGACUCCCAGAGGCCUGAGCAGCCUGACCGGGACUCCCAGAGGCCUGAGCAGCCUGACCGGGACUCCCAGAGGCCUGUGUCCUGCACAUCAGACCCAGCUCUCAGCUCUGGGCUCUGGGGUCAGCUCAGACUCUGCCCUGGAGACUCUGGAUUAA